AUGGAAAAAGUUCUCUUUAAUAAAUGUAAUGCUUAUAAAUCUCUUCCAAAUGUUUUAUAUUCAUCAAAAUCAAAUCAAAUCAUACAAAUACAUAGAAGUAAAAGUUUACCAUCAUGUUUAAAAUUUCUAUAUGAAAAAUAUCAAUAUAAUAAAAAAUUAUCAAUAUUAAAACGAAUAAAUAUUAAAAAAAAUUCAAUUGAAAGAAAUAAUUAUCAUCCAACUAUUGGUGAAUUACUUGGUGAUGAUGAUUUAUUUCAUUACCAUUAUCAUAAACAAUAUAAUACAUCAAGAUUUAAACGACAACGACAUCAUUAUCGAUCAUAUUACCGUUCGUCUCAUAUUCAUCAUCAUUAUCGAAAACAUCAUCAUAAAAUAAAAGAAUUUCAAUAUCAAUCAUCACGAUUAUCAUGUUCAUGUAAUAAAUCAACAUCAGAGAUAAAAAAUCAAAUUUAUCUUUAUCCAACAACAACAUAUAAUUAUACACCAAUACCUACUUAUUGUUAUUAUUAUUAUUAUUCAAAUAUGUCUUCUUAUUAUCCAUAUUUCAUAUCGGAUUGUUACAAAAUUUUCUAUCAACAAGAACGAUAUUAUGAAAAUAUUAAUAUUUAA
Molecule: messenger RNA, 609 nt
Organism: Rotaria sp. Silwood1
Lineage: Eukaryota; Metazoa; Rotifera; Eurotatoria; Philodinida; Philodinidae
Source: the annotation of a GenBank genome assembly